UGACUAGACAACCAUAAGCAUUUUUAGGUUGCAACUACAAACCAAAAGAAAGGAUAUAAAAUGGCAUUGGCUUAUGGAUGAAUUUGGUAAGCUAGAGUUUGAAAGUAGAGGUUUCAAUGGGGCAAUUAGUACCUCAUGUAGCAUCCGGUUUUGUAUUCACUCUUCUUGGCCUUUGGCAUACUGUGAAUACAAUCAAAACCUACAAUCUCAGAGGCUCUUCAAAUUUCAAAGUACGUUUUUGGUACCCUCUUGAUCGACCUUUUUCCAAAUUCAAGUACUUGGAGCUCAUUUUCAUGUUCUCUUUUUCGAUCAUUGCAAUUUUCAGACAAUUUUGGGACUACCCUUUUGUUCAUUUGUCUUUCAAAGUCAUCAACUUGGAGCACGCUACCAUGUUCCUACACCUUGCCAUAUUUUCAGGUUUUACCCUCUAUAACGAGUUGAAUCGCUCGUCAAAUGUAUUAUUUGGUAUCGAUGGUGUCUUUGCAGUCUGUGUUUUCAGUCAGGAGCUAUUCUUGCUCCAUUUCCACUCAGCUGACCAUAAUGGCAUCGAAGGCCAUUACCAUUGGCUCUUGCAAGUGAUAGUGUUCGCGUCUCUUGUGUCUGUACUCGUAGCUGCUUGUUGUCCUACCAACUUCCCUGCAGCUCUUAUUCUUUCAUUAUUGGUUGUUUUGCAAGGGUGUUGGUUUAUGAUCAUGGGGUUCAUGCUAUGGGUUCCAAACUUAGUUCCUAAGGGCUGCAGUAUGAGGAUAAUGGACAACGGCAAAGAUGAAAUGCUUGGAGCAGUCAUUUGUGCCUCCGAAGAAGCUGAUAUGAGGGCACGGGCACUCGCCAACCUGCAAUUCAGCUGGAUACUAGCAGGAAUUCUUAUGUUUACUGGAUUUAUAAGCAUCAAAUGUACUAAAUCUGAAAAUUGCAGCUCGAAGAUCCAAUUAACGGAUUAUGAGCAGCUUUGAGUUGCCCAAGAGAUACCCAUGUGCAUCGAUAUAGCUAUCAGCAACAAGGUUGUGAAGGAGUUGAAUCAAUUGGCUAAAAGGGUCAAGACAAUGUCAUAUGAAGAGAAAAGGCUGUGAUUGUGUUAUUAAAACCAUCAAUCAUAAUAAAUACAUAAAGAACUUAGGUAUAUCAUCCAGACGUAACUAACAUUGCACACGUUCCACGUAUCGCAAAUUGCACUCUUUUUGUUAAUUUUUAAUGGUUCAUCCCGGUACAUCUCGGAUCAAUAUUGAGACCGAAACAAACUUUUAGGUUUUUUUUUAAAAAUGUGAUAUAUAGACUAUCAAUUUUUUUUUCUUUUUUUGAGAUUUUGUAUGAAAUCUUCACUAGGACAAAGAUAGGAUUGACUAUUAAAAUCUUACAGAAUCUUUUCAAAUAUUAUCAAUCUUUUUCAAAUUCUCUAUUCUUAAUCCAAAUAUGCAAUUUAAUCUUUGAAUCUCUCAUGUCUCACUUUACGAACUCUGAAUCGAUAUUGAAAUAGGGAUUUUAACAAGGACUAUAUAUUUAAUAAUCGAAACUAUUGUUUAAGUUUUGGUGAUAUUGAAACACAUAAGCUGGAAAGGUUACAUACAUAAUAUUUGGGAAAGAUUAAUAAAAUCUAAGGAAGAUGAAUGGAAUAACAGCUAGUUUUGGUCUCCUUCCUGAACGGAACAAUCAUUAAAACAGUUGACAAAAAAGAGAGCUAUUGAUUGAUGAUGAUGGCAGUCUUACAUGAUCUUGUAGUCCAAAGAAUUGUGGAAGUGGUUCCUAUUGGAGUGGCUGUGGUUGACAAACUUUGAGUGUUAUUCCUGAUAAUUAUCCACCAACAUUUUUAGGAACAUUCAGCAUCCAACCCUGGAAAUGCGUGUGCUAUCGAGAUCAUCCAAUUUAAUUAGAAUCGCUUAUGGAGAGAGGAUCCUUCUCUUUAAUGUCCUAACUUCCGUCCCCUGUAUUGUUUGACAAUUUGACAUUCUAGCAUUUUACAGUACGAUCAAGGAACUCUCUUUUUGUUGAUACAUGCCUAUUAACUGGGAUGAAGCUUAUUUUUAUCUAAUCCCCUCAUCUCUUUCCCUGAGUCAAGCUAAGUCAAUUCAAAAUGUUUCUUACUCUUACUUCUUAGUAAUAAGUUCAUCAAGUAUCAAUUUCAAGCCAUAUAUUGCAAGAAUCUGUUUCAUGUACGCUAGGCUUUGUAUAAUCAACAAGACAACCUUUAUUUGAGAGUAAACAUGAAGGCUUGCUCCAGUGAAAUUGAAUUCUAUACACAAAAGUACAGUUCUUGGUUUCAGUCUCCUGUCUAAUUUUCAUACCAAUCUUCAUUCAACAACCUACUAACUAACACCCAAGUUCUUUACACCAAUUUGAGCUGCUGGUUGCUUGGUUUAGGAGAUUGUUUACAAUCCAACUUUCUACUACCAAAACGGUAACAGCGUGAAAUGGAUUGUAUGUGGACACAUUUUCUUUGAACUUGUUCCCUUUUUAUUUCAGUUUACUUAAGACAAAAUUGUCGUUUCAAAACAUAUUAACAGUGAAUUCAAAAACACAAUAACUUAAACUCCGUUUGAUAACCAUACUUUUAUUGUUUUUUUUUUUUUUUUGACAGUCUCCGCAAAGAAGUAGUUGAUCUUACAAUAAUUGCCUGCAAAGUUCAUUUCUUAUUCUUCUCAUGAUCCAAACAGCACAAAAAGAAUUUACAAGAAUAUGCAUUUUUUUUCAAGCAGAUGAACAAUAUACUACAAUGCCAUUAUUUUGUAAUGAGAAAGCAGGGAUAGAAAUAGGCAAAAUGAAUUUUGUCAAUUGUUUUGACUGAUGGAAACAAUUGAGUUCUACAAUAACUGGUAAAAGUAACAGAUUAACUUACAAAUUUCAGAUAACUGACCAAUAUCCUCAUCAUCAUCAACCAUUUUUGGUAGCUUUUCACUCUGCCUCCUCCACAGAUGCUUCGAUCCGAAGAAGAACAAACCCCACAGCCACUCCAAUAAGAACCAGCCCAUUGAUAAUGGCAGCAAUCCUGAAAAUCUCACCGGCGGCAUUACAAGUGGAAGAAAGAGCUCCACCGCCGUUUUUCCCCUUUCCCUUUGAUGGGUAUUUCAAAGAGCUCACAAUUUUUGCAAAUGAUUGAUCAGCACAAACGGGAAGGCCUAAGGAGACGACAUUGUUGUGAGCUUUCAAGCCACCAAAGGAGUUAAGCCCAGUAAUAUAAUGGACAUUGGUUUGCCUCUGCCGCCUUGAGCCGGCGGCGAUGGGGGCGGCGGUGGACAUGGCCGUCGAGAGGGUAGCGGAGGCAGUAGCCAUUGGAAUGAUGCCUGAAAGAAGAGGAAGAGAAGGAAGAGUCAAUAUUGAGUGAAAAGCCAGAUGGGGAAAGGGAUUUUGAGGGAAAAAAGGGAAGGGAUUGAACCUGAGUGGAAGAGAAAGUGGAAGGUGAUGAGAUGAGAAUUG
This is a messenger RNA of Cucumis melo (muskmelon), 3408 nucleotides long. RefSeq lists its product as uncharacterized. The transcript has a single exon. The coding region runs from base 117 to 953 and encodes 278 amino acids. The record is from RefSeq and is a predicted model, not a curated record. Lineage: Eukaryota; Viridiplantae; Streptophyta; Magnoliopsida; Cucurbitales; Cucurbitaceae.